AUGCAAUGCGCCCAGACGAGUUUUCAGAUGCAGUAUCUGCGUCAAGCGCAACCUCAAAUGAGACUACGACGUCCGCUGAAGGACGAGCUCGAGCUGCUAGGCAUCGCAUUUGGCCGCGCCAGCUUGAAGAACCGCUACGUCACCAAAAGGAGAAGAAGCAUGGCUGUCGGCUCAAUCUAUCCGCGGCGGUCAUACUACCUCUGA
This is a messenger RNA of Grosmannia clavigera kw1407, 204 nucleotides long. RefSeq lists its product as uncharacterized. Bases 1 to 204 code for a protein of 67 amino acids. Lineage: Eukaryota; Fungi; Ascomycota; Sordariomycetes; Ophiostomatales; Ophiostomataceae. The transcript has a single exon. The record is from RefSeq and is a predicted model, not a curated record.